Messenger RNA from Megalops cyprinoides (Indo-Pacific tarpon), 4124 nucleotides. It is a transcript of the gene trap1, whose product is annotated as TNF receptor-associated protein 1. Gene Ontology annotation, biological process: protein folding. The transcript is spliced from 18 exons. The record is from RefSeq and is a predicted model, not a curated record. Gene Ontology annotation, cellular component: mitochondrial inner membrane. Bases 58 to 2232 code for a protein of 724 amino acids. NCBI's taxonomy places the organism in Eukaryota, Metazoa, Chordata, Actinopteri, Elopiformes, Megalopidae. Gene Ontology annotation, molecular function: protein kinase binding; ATP-dependent protein folding chaperone; ATP hydrolysis activity.
CGCUAGCACGCUGAAAGUGAGUGGCUAGGUCAGGCAGCCUCACCGGCGAGAGGAAACAUGUCGCGUUGUCUAACCCUCUUGAAAUUCGGCCUAGGGGCUUCUCAGCGGGCCGGUACGAGGCUUCUGUCAUCGGCAUCUGGUCGCGGUUUGGGGAGCAGGAUUCUCGCAUCGCCGAUAAGUUCUGGAGUUCAGGCCCAUGGAAGAUCGCGUUACUGUGCGAGGGGGCCUUGUGUGCGGACCCCCCACCAGUCCAGCCUGAUCGCGACGCAGUGGCUGCUCCAGCGCGCCUAUAGCACCCAGCAGGCGGAGAGCGCCGAGGAGGAAGCGCUGCACACCAUCAUCAGCGACACGGAGAACGUGCAGGGUACCUUUUCGAAACAUGAGUUCCAGGCAGAGACAAAGAAGCUUCUGGACAUCGUGGCCAGAUCGCUGUAUUCAGAGAAGGAGGUGUUCAUUCGGGAGCUGAUCUCCAACGGCAGCGACGCCUUGGAGAAGCUGCGGCACAAGCUGAUCUCCGGAGGGGGUGACACCGCGCCCAUGGAGAUCCACCUGCAGACCGACGCCGCCAAGGGCACCUUCACCAUCCAGGACACGGGCAUUGGGAUGAAUCAGGAGGAGCUGGUGUCCAACCUGGGCACCAUCGCACGGUCUGGCUCUAAGGCCUUCCUGGAUGCCCUGCAGAACCAGGCUGAGGCCAGCAGCUCCAUCAUUGGUCAGUUUGGGGUGGGUUUCUACUCUGCCUUCAUGGUGGCCGACCGCGUAGACGUCUACUCCCAGUGCGCUGAGCCGGGGACUCCUGGGUACAAGUGGUCCUCCGACGGCUCCGGUGUGUUCGAGAUCGCCGAGGCCAGCGGAGUCAGACAGGGCACCAAGAUCGUGCUGCACCUCAAGGACGACUGCAAGGAGUUCUCCUCUGAGGACCGGGUCAAAGAGGUGGUCACCAAAUACAGCAACUUUGUCAGCUUCCCCAUCUUCCUGAACGGGCGACGGCUCAACACGCUGCAGGCCCUGUGGAUGAUGGACCCGAAGGAGAUCAGCGAGUGGCAGCAUGAGGAGUUCUACCGCUACGUGGCGCAGGCCUACGACAAGCCCCGCUACGUCCUGCACUACCGCACCGACGCCCCCCUCAACAUCCGCAGCAUCUUCUACGUGCCGGACAUGAAGCCCUCCAUGUUCGACGUGAGCAGAGAGAUGGGCUCCAGUGUGUCCCUGUACAGCCGCAAGGUCCUGAUCCAGACCAAGGCCACCGACAUCCUGCCCAAAUGGCUGCGCUUCCUCAGAGGUGUUGUGGACAGUGAGGACAUCCCCUUGAACUUGAGCAGAGAGCUGCUGCAGGAGAGCGCCCUCAUCAGGAAGCUCCGGGACGUCCUGCAGCAGCGGGUGAUCCGCUUCCUGCUGGAGCAGAGCCGGAAGGAUCCGGAGAAGUACGCUCGUUUCUUCGAGGACUACGGCCUCUUCAUGAGGGAGGGCAUCGUCACCACCGCCGAGCAGGACGUCAAGGAGGACAUAGCCAAGCUGCUGCGGUUCGAGUCGUCCACGCUGCCCGCGGGCCAGCAGACCAGCCUGCAGGAGUACGGCUCGCGCAUGAAGGCCGGCACACGCAACAUCUACUACCUGUGCGCCCCCAACCGCCACCUGGCCGAGCACUCGCCCUACUUCGAGGCCAUGAAGAAGAAGGACAUGGAGGUGCUGUUCUGUUACGAGCAAUUCGACGAGCUCACGCUGCUGCACCUGCGGGAGUUUGACAAGAAGAAGCUCAUCUCCGUGGAGACGGACAUCGUGGUCGACCACUACAAGGAGGAGAAGUACGAGGACAGCAAGCCAGCCUCCGAGCGCCUGACAGAGCAGCAGGCAGAAGACCUGAUGGCCUGGAUGAGGAACUGCCUGGCCACCAGAGUCACCAACAUCAAGGUGACCCCCCGGCUGGACACACACCCGGCCAUGAUCACGGUGCUGGAGAUGGGCGCGGCACGCCACUUCCUGCGCACCCAGCAGCUCGCCCGCACCUCCGAGGAGAGGGCCCAGAUCCUGCAGCCCACGCUGGAGAUCAACGCUGGUCAUGACCUCAUCAAAAAGCUACACGAGCUGAAGGACUCAAACCCGGAACUGGCCCAGCUGCUGCUGGAGCAGAUCUAUGACAACGCUAUGAUUGCGGCUGGCUUGAACGAUGACCCCCGGCCAAUGAUCUCCCGCCUCAACGACCUGCUGACGAGAGCCCUGGAGAAGCACUGAGAGCCUCCACCCCCUGCCCCGCCCCUGGUCCAGCCUGCCCCUGCAUUGCCAUGGUCCACCAGCCCGUUUCCCUGAAGACUCCACCCCCACUGGGCUGGGAAGACUCAACGCGAUCUCACAAGGACAAGAGGCCACCGCGGCUAAAUUAGGAGCGAAAAAGGGACGCUUACUUCCUGGUCCUGCGCUGGUUUGUUUGAAAUACAGUAGCUCUGAAUGUAAGUAUUUAUGUGAUUGUGCCAUGAGCAGGAAUACAAAUGACAGCGCCACCUGCAGGCCUGGGGGAUACCUGUCCCUGAUGCUGUAAUAAGCCGUCAUAGUUAACACAGAAGACUGCUUUGGCUCUCCCUUUUUCUGAGAACUGAAUACACAAUACAAGGCUGUAUUAACCCCUUAUUAGAAAUAUGCAGCAGGCGCAACAUUGUCAGUACAUACGGACAGAUCCGGUGGAAUCUCUGCCACCAUCCCUCCUUUGUUCUUCCCUUCAUCACUGUCUAUGUGGGUGUUUCUCUUUGUCCUUUUGUUACAGUUUUAAAGAGUAAAAUCUUCUCUGGCUUGUAAUGUGAAGUGGAAUUGAAAGAGCUGCAGCACUUUGCGCAUUUAAUGGUAGCUUUUAACCAAUCAUUUAGGGCCGCAGUGCAUUCCGCCGUCUAAUGUGUGGUAGGGUUGGGAAUCCUAUUUUCUGUUUCUACCCUCGGGCUGAACACCAUACUUAUUGGAAGGUAACCUUUGAACCCUGCGAGAACCUGACCGGAAAGGAUGUGGGCGGCCCAGCUUUACAAACCCAUGUGAAGAAUCCCAAAACAGCGGCAAAGUUACCAUAGAUACUGAGCUUUUUUAAGACAUAAAACUAAAGCUUGUGUUUGCCGGAUUAGUCAUCCGAUUGGCUGUUCCCAUGCACUCUGUCCAGUUCAGCCCAUCCGCAUGCCAUGAGGAUCAGCGAAAACAGAAUUUUACACCGUGUUCAACCAUAUAAAUGGAAAGCCAGAAAUAUGUCUGCUCUGUCGUCUUGCUGACCGUACUGCAGUCUGCCCACCCAUUUGGCUUUGAGAAGCCCAUGUACAUAGAUCAUGUGCUGCAAGGAUUUGACAUAAAUAUAUAUUGUCUUUGUUUCAAUACCAGAACUGAUCCUCUGUAUUAGUGUGGCUGCGUCUUAGGGUCUUUAUCAGGAAACUUACGGGGUUUAGUAAUCUGCAGAAUGGAGAUAAGAUACGAGGACAAAUUGGAGAGUUGUUGAAUGCUGCAUUAUAACAAAGGAUCGCGGUUAGGUGAUGUAAGACACACUGAGCGGAUUGUGUUUUGUAUUGUCCACUGAAAUUAAACAGCAAGUGCUGCACAUUAUUAAUGAAAAUGAUGAAUUCUCUCAUUUUGUGAGAGACACAAUGGGGGACAGUUGAAGAAUUGUGUCGCUAGAGUUUGAGGACUCAAUGGCUAACUGUGGUCUCUACAGGUAAGGCAGGUAGGCCCAGGUGAGGCAGGUAGGCCCAGGUGAGGCAGGGAGGCCCAGGUAAGGCCUGCGCCCUGUCCCUGUGCCAGCUGUUUUUCAAAGUGACUAAAGUACUGGAGCUGAUUUCAGUGGAGUUAAAUAACUACAUCCUCCCAGUCGCCACACCCAGUGACCAGAGAUCAGUGAAAACAAAUACACCAGAAAAUGGUACAGCGUUAACAUAGGACCUUCCCUGAAACUUUUGGUGUAGAAUAAAAGUUUUUCUAAAACCAGUAUGGAGGUAAAGUUAGGCACAGGUGGACAAUCAACCAGGCAAAUGAAGGAAAGCAAUCAGUUCUGGGACUUAAGACCUGUUGCCCUGUCAAUCAAACACUCUACUGUAAUAAGGAAACCCUAAUGUCUCCUGUAUCACCUGCUGCUCUUGAUUGGUUGGCCUCCAUUGAUACAU